This is a messenger RNA of Cololabis saira (Pacific saury), 2681 nucleotides long. It is a transcript of the gene pola2, whose product is annotated as polymerase (DNA directed), alpha 2. The record is from RefSeq and is a predicted model, not a curated record. Gene Ontology annotation, molecular function: DNA binding. The transcript has 18 exons. Gene Ontology annotation, cellular component: alpha DNA polymerase:primase complex. The coding region runs from base 280 to 2082 and encodes 600 amino acids. NCBI's taxonomy places the organism in Eukaryota, Metazoa, Chordata, Actinopteri, Beloniformes, Belonidae. Gene Ontology annotation, biological process: DNA replication; DNA replication initiation.
UCCGCCCGCCAGCACUUUUUCGCGGUAAAAUGAAAUACCAUUUUAUGUUGAUCAGAUUUCUUCCUUUUACUCGUAUGUAACAACGAAUAUUACCAGUAUCUAACUACUUAUAUCUGGUUAAAAGCCGCAGUUGGCGUUUGAAUAUUGCCUAGUUGAUGUAAAGCGAUCUCCGGUAUUGUUAUGAACGAACACCGAAGGUAACGUUAGUUCCUCUCCACCACGUCGGGCCGUCUAGGAUUAAACUACUUGAACAAUUAAGUUAAUAUACGCUAAGAAAUAAUGGAUUUGCCAACACCAGAAAACUUAAAGUUGGGGCUGGAAAUGUUCGGUAUAUCCUGGCAAGACGACUCCGUCCUCGAUAAGAUGGUUGAACAGUGUAUUUGUAGCAGAAACCAGCCAGAUGACUUGGUGAACGAGUGGGUGGUCUACAGUAAUUCAAAAGGUGUAAAACUAACCAUAGACGCGCUGGAUCAGUUUGAACAUGAGGUCUUAAACAGGAAAAGCAAGUCUAAACCAAGGUUCAAAAAAGAAGAAACUUAUAAGCGGACCAGAGACAUUCACGGACUACAGGAAUUAAUAAAAGCUGAAGAAGAGGAGGACAAUCUAUUGGACGCCUACUCCACCCCUUCUAAGGGUUCUCAGAAACGCGCGCUAACCACUCCAGAGCAUCCUCAGUCUAAGAGGAGUGCAGCUCUGCUGGCCAGCCCGGGCCUGUUGCUUUCUCCAGCCAGCUUUACUGCCAGUCAAACCCCGCCACAGAAGUACACCCAGCGAGGAGGGAAAGGCGAGGUGGUGGUCACGUUCGGGGCUGUGCAGGGCACCCGUUGGAUGGGCAGGAAGAAUCCAGGUGCAGGUGUGCAGCUGGAGCUUCUGGAGGGACCUGAAGACUCUUUGAAAUGCAGCUACAAGUUCAUGUUCCAGAGGCUGCGAGACGUUCGAAAUGUGUUGACAGACAAGAUUGAGGAGUUGGGAGAAAGCCUCAGGUUUCAUUUGAACCUUGAAGAGUUCUCACCUGUCUCUCUGCCUGCUCAGGACAAGAUAACGGUGUUGGGUCAGGUCUGCUGUGACAGUAACGGCAAACUGAAUGCACAGUCAGUUCUGUUGGAGGCAGGACCAGAACAGGGGGGUCAGCAAGUCCCUGUGGACUUGUCUGAGCUUAAAGAGUAUUCUCUCUUUCCUGGUCAGGUGGUGGUGAUGGAAGGGAUGAACGCUACUGGCAGAAAACUUGUGGCGUCCAAACUUUAUGAGGGAGUUCCUCUUCCGUUUUACACCUCAAAUGUGAAAAUGGAGACUGAUGACGAGCCGCUGAACGUACUCGUGGCCUGCGGGCCGUACACGCCCUCCGACAGCCUGACCUUUGAUCCUCUGCUGGAUCUCAUCAGUGUCAUUGUCAGGGAUCGUCCAGAUGUUUGCCUGCUGCUGGGCCCGUUUGUGGAUUCCAAGCAUGAACAAAUCGAGAAAGCUCAAGUGACUGAGACGUUCGAGGACAUUUUCUCCAGGUGUCUGGAAAGCAUUGUGGAUGGCACUAAAGGUGUUAGCUGCCACCUGGUGUUUGUGCCCUCUCAGAGAGACAUCCACCACCACUUCAUCUACCCACAACCGCCCUUCUCCCUGCCGAAAAUCAGCCCGGACCAAGCCCAGCGCGUCACUGUGGUCCCUGACCCAUGCACCUUGCUGAUCGACGGCGUGACCUUUGGUUUGACAUCCACUGACAUCCUGUUCCACAUGGGAGCAGAGGAGAUCAGUUGCGGCACCGUCUCGGACAGAUUCUCACGCAUUCUGAAGCACAUGCUGACCCAGAGAAGUUAUUACCCGCUGUACCCGCCUGCGGAGGAGGUGAACAUGGACUACGAGAAGUUCCAAAGCUUCGGUCAGAUGCCGCUCACCCCCGACCUUCUCAUUGUUCCAUCGGAGCUGCGCUACUUCAUAAAGGAUGUGGUCGGCUGCGUGUGUGUGAAUCCCGGCCGGCUGACCAAAGGCCAGGUGGGAGGGACGUACGGCCGGCUGCUGAUCCAGCGCAGCGCUGCGUCAGAGGACAAGAGAGUGAGCCCCUGUUUGGCUGCUCAGGUGGUGAAAAUCUAACCGGAAUAAAGACUCCUAUUGUCGCCUGAACCGAACUGAAUUAACCACCACCUGUUCUGUAAUCUCUAAUCGCAGUGAUAAAUGAUUUAUAUUAAAUAUAUGCACUGUACUGCCCAAAUAAUUUUACAUGUUUUAUUUUUAUACAACAAACGUGACGUGCAUUGUUGCUUGGUGGUUGUAGACGCAUCUGGUGGAUCGUUGCUCAGACACAGGAGAAAUGAUUAAUUGUCAUCCCUUUGUACAGUUUCUGGUCUUUAUAGUUUUUUGUUUUUGUUUGUUUGCUGCUCUGUCUUGGCUCUUUGUAGGUGAAUGAAGUUGCUGUUUUAUUACAGUCCAUAAAUAAAAUAAAUGGAGUGUGGUUAUUCUAGUUGGGUUUUUUUUCCAUUAUUAAUUAAUAGGAGCCAAAAUGAUGAAGUAAUACUGCAUUUAAGGGAACUGGGUGAGGAUUUUAUUCACAUUUAAUCAUAAAAGUCAUCAAUCUCGUCAGAGUCGCUUCGGUAAUCCUUCAGUCUGUCCUCCGUCACUUGAAAGAUAUCCAUAUUGUGACAAGUUGCUGGAAAAUAAUGUGUAUAAAUCAGAAUAAACAUCUAUAGAGAUCA